Schistocerca cancellata (South American locust) is the source of this 4104-nucleotide messenger RNA. Its product is annotated as protein tramtrack, beta isoform-like. Gene Ontology annotation, molecular function: protein binding. The coding region runs from base 301 to 1434 and encodes 377 amino acids. The transcript is spliced from 5 exons. The record is from RefSeq and is a predicted model, not a curated record. Gene Ontology annotation, cellular component: nucleus. Gene Ontology annotation, biological process: regulation of transcription by RNA polymerase II. NCBI's taxonomy places the organism in Eukaryota, Metazoa, Arthropoda, Insecta, Orthoptera, Acrididae.
AUGUUGAAACGAAAAUUGAAUGACAGUGUUGUGGAUCAUAUCAACGGUAACUGUGUUGCUACAGAAAGUGACUUGAAUUUUGUUUUCUUCAGCGUCUUAUACGGAGGAAAGAAAUGAAGUAAGCUUUCUCGUUUACUGUUUCUGUAAUGACUUAAUUGCCCAUAUAAUCGAAAAUGAAUUAUUUGACUUCUCGACGUGCGGCAGUGUGCCCAGAAUAUAGGGGGCAGUGACCUUCAGGAAGAGUGGUGAUGUUAUUGCAAAAAGUUUGCAGGAGAUUCCAACCAGCUUUUGUUAGAAAUCAUGGAUCAACAAUUCUGCCUGCGAUGGAACAAUCAUCCAACUAAUCUUACAGACGUAUUGAGCAAUUUGCUACAUAGACAGGCUCUUGUUGAUGUUACCCUGGCCUGUGAGGGUGAAACGUUUAAAGCGCAUCAGACAAUCCUAUCAGCCUGCAGCCCUUACUUUGAAAGAAUUUUCCUACAGAAUACUCAUCCUCAUCCAAUAAUAUUUCUGAGGGAUGUCCAUUACACAGAAAUGAGGGCCUUAUUGCAGUUCAUGUAUAAGGGAGAAGUGAACGUUAGUCAGAGUUUGUUACCGAUGUUUUUAAAAACUGCCGAAGCUUUGGAAAUUAGCGGUUUGACGCAAGGUGCAGUAAAGAAACCCGAAGACAGGACAAGUCCCACUCCCGCCGUCUCUCCAGCAAGAACAACGAUCGAAGAACGAAGUAGUGCCGCUAGUCCACCACCAGAGAAAAGGAAAAGAAAGACUUCUGGAAGUUGUGAAGUUCCCAUGACUGGGAACAAUAAUGAACGGUUCCUGGGAGAUACACAGAUGCCCCCACAGUGUAGUUACAAAACGAGCAGUGCGCCAGCUCCUCUACCUAAACUCCACCCCAUAUCAUCAGAAGUAGAUGAAGUUGUGGAUAUUGCAUCAUCACCUCCACCAAUCAAGGAAGAAGUUGAUUCAAGUCCACAACCUGAUUUUAAGGAGUCUUUCCAUAAUGCUGGAGACAUAAAACCACCUCCUGUUCUGCCAACCGUUUUGAGCCAUCAUGACGAUCUGUCACUGCAGGCUCCCCCCAGUGCAGGAGGUGCAGGUCAGUCGGAUGGAAGUGAGCAUGAGCAGGGUCCCUCCUCUCAAGAUACCAUGGAUGGACUUGAUGGGAGAGCAGAGUCGGUGCUUAUGAAUGAAAUAACCAACUAUAAGAUGUUGUUUGUGAAACUAACAGGAACUGCAAGACAAUGCAAAGUCUGUGGUAAAGUUGUGAAUAAUAUGAAGAAUCACUACCUCUACCAUAAUCCUGCUAGGUAUCAGUGCCCAAUUUGUUUAAGUGUCUUGUCACGACCAGACCACCUUAAACAACAUAUUAAAUGGAGGCAUUCCCAUAUUCCUAUUACGGAUGUAUCAAACACUGUUGUUUAUCCAUUCUCAUAGUGCUCAUCAACAGAAAAAUGAAUUUAUUAUUUUAAAAUUUUGGCACAAACAAAUAUUAUUGCAGAUAAGGUUAAGAGCUAGCAAUACUUCAGAAAGUAACAAUGCAAAAAAUAUUUUAUUUAUUAUAUUGCCAUUCUAGUAAAAUGCAGGUUAUCAUAGCAUAACUUUUCAUAUGUCAGCUGUCCCUAUUUUGGUGGUGAUUACCUCCAUUACUCAGAUGGUAUCAUUAAUUAAUGAAUAGUACAACUGUACCAAUAUGCAUCAGCAUGUUUUAUGGUACCACAAAGAGCACAAGUGGAAUCUCUCGCAAGACAAAUAAUUGAUAGAUUAUUUCACAUACAAAACCCUUCUGAUCUUCCUGCAUAUUCAUCCUCAGUGGAUAAGGGAUUAUUAUAAUGCAUUUCAUAAAUGUCAUCUUGCCACUUUUUUCAAGUUUUGAAUCUGAGUCCCACACACUCUGGAUAGUUUCAGGAGGAUUGUUUGUACCACAAAAGUAAAUAGUGUUAAGAAUGCAACAUAUUAGUUAUCUGUUCACUUGUUAUGAAUUAUAUUUGCCUAGACAUGUUCUUGAUGCUUUGUGCUUCAUGUUCUAGAUGACUACAAACUUUUUGUUUUGCACCAUAUUUAAAUUGCAUAAGUACACAUGCAAUUUUUUUUUCCUGUGUAUUGAUGAGGACUGGUCUUUCUCAUCUUUCUGGCUAAUAAUGCCACUGUUUUCAGGGUCCUCAUGCUACUUACAUUCUCUUACUGCUUGAUUUCAUCUGUGUAUCUCUGCAGGAAUUCCCUUUUUGAUAAUCUUGGUACUACAGUAAUAAUUGGUAGCACUCAGCCAUAAUUUUUGUCCUAUACACAAUACAACAAUACAUUGCAAGAGACAAUAGUCUUAUCAUCAGGUUGUAAAACUUAGCAGAACUAAUAUUACUUUAUGCUACUUAGAUCAUUCAGUUACAUUUCAUCCUAAUGUUUUGGCCCAUUGUACUUGGUGGUACGAAUAGAAGGUCGAUCAUUCAUUUCGUGAACAAUGUGGGAUUUCCAGCCUGAAAGUUCAGCUAAUAUUUGUGAUAACCAUUAUGUUUACAAAUAGUGUAUCUGAUUGUGUAAGUUCUUACUGGUAAACUCAGACUUAAUGUGUAUUCAUUUCUGAUUCAGUAAGUUGUUUUAUUUUAUCUGUAUGUCUUUUGAACGUUAACACAAGUACAUGAUAACAUUGUAUGAAAAUAAUUAUGUGCCUGUUGUUGCUGGUGUAAGUUUGCAUAUCUUCUCAGCAUGUUGGUUGGGACUUAAAGUUGAUCCGUAUUAAUUAUUGUUGUGAGAGAAAUGUAUGAAAGUGCCAGAAAAUCGUUGUACUCAUACUACAACCAUAUUCAGUCUUGCAUGUCAUGUAAAAACUGUGAAAGUAAUAUACACAACAUGCAAGCAGUAAGUGUCAAUACUAUGUGACAAUGAUGAGAUUUAUAAGAGCUCCUAAGAAUAUGUUUUUUUAUGAAGUUGAUAGAAACUUCUAUUCAUGUUUUAUGUCAACAGUUGUUAUUUUAUGGAGAUAUAUUUAUUGUAAUAGUACAGUGAAAAUUGAUUUUUAUGUUAUGUUACCAUUUACACUGUACUACAUUAGAUAUAUUUUUAAUAGAUUGUACAGAAACAUAAAAAUAUGUCCAGUUAGUAUUCCAUUCCUUAAAUAAUAUUUUUGUCUUUAUAACGGCGAUGUUUAUUAAUGAAAUAUGAGUUUAUCGAAACAUAAAAAUCAUGCCAUUAGUAAAGUGUUCUAUAAAUAAUGUUUUUGUUGUGAUAACUGCAGAGAGUGUUAAUUAAAAUAAGUGUUUGCACUUAAUAGUAAAAGAAAAGGGUAAAUUACAUUCAGCAUUCUCACUGUUAACUAUAUCAUCUCACUACCACACUUGACUUUGAAAAUCUUUGCAUAAGAAUAUACAUUCAUGUUUUGUUUGUGUUGUAACAGAAACACCUUUACACGACAUUAUAUGGUGACAGUGUAGGCACUGUGCUUUAUUGCAAAUGAAAACUAUAUAAUAAUUAGCAUACUCAACAUAUUUUAGCUCUUAUCUUCCAGUCAUAUGUUUCAUGUUUUGCUGUAGCCCUAGUAGCAUCAAAUAUGUUAUGACAUUUUGCCUCUUUCCUUCAUUGUUGAUGUUGAGAUGUUCACCUAAUGAAGGUAAUUGCUGUUAUUAUUUCAUAACAUAAUGUGGUAAAUUUUAUAUUAUAUUCUGUCAUUUUAAAAGUUUCUCUUGAACAUUGUUUACUAAGCAGUAUCUGUAUUAUCAGACAUUUCUCAGAUAGUUUUAACAAAAACUUUGUGAAGAUAUAUUUUGCCAGUUUGCUUACACAUUUUAUAGCUUGAUUUACAGUGCAAAAUUAGGAACCUAUUGUUUAUAUGCCUUCCUGAAAGAGGCUUUAGCGUACAUUGCUUGUGCAUAUUCUUUGAUGCCUGAAGUGUCCUGACUUCCAUUAAAAUCAGCCUGUUAUGGCUUAUCUUUUGUUACUGUUGCAAUUGAGCUGUUAAGAUUGAUUUUAUUGCCUAGCUGCACCCAGUGCUUGUUAUCACACAACAUUAAUAUGGAAGUGUUCUGUUGACACUACUUAUGAGGACACUAACAGCUAGAAGAAAGAAAGAAAAACACACACACACACACACACACACACACACACACACACACA